Messenger RNA from Aedes aegypti (yellow fever mosquito), 2335 nucleotides. Its product is annotated as zinc finger protein 62. The coding region runs from base 127 to 2253 and encodes 708 amino acids. Gene Ontology annotation, molecular function: zinc ion binding. The transcript is spliced from 2 exons. NCBI's taxonomy places the organism in Eukaryota, Metazoa, Arthropoda, Insecta, Diptera, Culicidae. The record is from RefSeq and is a predicted model, not a curated record. Gene Ontology annotation, cellular component: nucleus.
UUUACGAAGUGAAUCAAAAUUAGGCAGCUGUCAUUUCAGUUAGUACCGUUCUUACUCCAAUUUUUGCAUUAUUCUCAAUUUUUCCGUAAAAAAUUACAAAAAAUCUGAUCCUAACGGAGUGGCAUCAUGUCGUGCUCCGGUGCCGCCAAGGAACUGGAGGACUGCUUCACCUGUCUCCGCCGGACGGACAACUUCCUGUGCAUCACCGAGCGGGACGAGGUGAGUGGCGAAAAUGUCGAGGCCGUGUUUGCGAAGCACUUCUGGUUCGAUGAGGCCGAAUAUCGGAAUAAAACGGUCUGCACAAGCUGCUGGGAGAAGAUCGACGAGUUCCAUAAGUUUUACUGCGAGGUUGAGAGGGUUCACGGACCGGGAUCGGGAAUGUUGACGGUGGUCAAGACCGAGAGUGUUGAUGGCGAGGGGGAGGAGAGGGGACAGGUCUUUGCCAUGGAAAUGUACAAGCUGGAAGUGAAGCAGGAGGUUGAGGAGGAAGAUAAGAAGUUUCCCGUUGUGGAAGAUGGAGAGGAAGCUAGUUCUGAUGGCGAGGAUCAUCAAGAGGAAAACACGGAGCAUGUUGAGACGGUUUUGGGAGUGCUGGGAGAAGAAAGCUAUGAAUCUGAUUCGGAUGUCCCUUUGGCAAGUCGGUUGGCAGCCAGGAAGAAAAAGCGCGCAAAAAGGCGACGAGUCAUCCCGAAGUCAAAGCUCCGGAAGGAGAAGGCCGACAAUGAGGAGAUGAAUGAUUUCAUUCGGCAGCAGAUGGAUAUUACCUGUCAUAAGUGCGCCGAAAUGGGCAUCGAGAGCGAUGAGGUUUUUGAGUCGUUCUAUCGGCUGAGGGUCCAUUUCAAAAAGGUCCACGACACGUACGGGUACGUGUUCUGUUGCAAUCGGAAGUGGGCUACCAAGACCGGAUUGGUGGAUCAUUUGAGGAACCACGAACCGAUGAAGAGCGACCAGAGUCGAUGCGUGGAGUGCAAUUGCAUUUUUAAGGAUAAGAGCAGUUAUGCGAAUCACAUGUUUCUGGUCCACACGCCGGACGAUCAAAAACAGUUCAAAUGUGACCGAUGUGAGAAGGCUUUUGCUGCGGAAGAUCUGCUGAACAGUCAUAUUACGUGGCACGAGGAGGUGGAGAAGAGGAAUCACCACUGUUUGAUAUGUAACAAAUACUUCCUCAGCUCGAGAAACCUGGAGAAUCACACCAUCAAUCAUCACCAGUUCGGGGAAAGCUCCAACCAGGAACCGGGAGAACCGAGUCACGAUCUUGACGAUCCCGCCAAAUCCGCAAGACUUAAACGCACCGCAGAGGACUUGGCUAAAGAGGACGAUUUGAUCAAACAGUACGUUGCUUUGAAUUGUUCGAAAUGUGACUUCGUUGGUGAAACAUUCAACAAGCUGUCCUACCAUGCCCUCAAAGUCCACAACAUGAACACCCAUUCGGUCAUUUGCUGCGACAAGAAGUUCGGAAAGCGGCAACGUCUCUACGAGCAUUGCCUCCGGCAUCUCAAUCCGGACCACUUUAAGUGCGACAUCUGCGGGAAAACGUACGCCGACAGUUCCGGUCUGCAGAUUCACAAAUGGUGGAUCCACACGCCCAUUUCGGAACGGCCCUUCAAGUGCGACAUCUGCGGAGCGGCAUUCGUCAAGGAUUACCUCCUGAAGCAGCACACCAAGUGGCACGUGAACAAGGAACGCAAGACGCACUUUUGCGAGAUCUGCAAUCGGGCUUACUCGAAUUCCGUUCAGCUCAAAGCCCAUCAGCAGAAGAAGCAUGGCGCCAGUUGCGAUUGGGUGUGCGACAUUUGCGCCAAGGGUUUCGCCCAUCGAGCCUUGCUGGAGGAACAUCGGCUGACGCACACCGAGGAGGGAUUGGCCAGUCUGAAGAUGCAGUGCGAAAAGUGCGAACGUUGGCUGAUCAACAAGAAGAGCUACCUGCGGCACCGGAGGCGUUGUCUGGACACAAGUGGCCCCGUAACUUGCGACAUCUGCGGCAAGGAGUCGGUCAACGAGGCGGCAUUAAUGGGACACAAGAACUUCCACCACUCGAAACGACCCCUAUUUCGGUGUACUUACUGCGGAAAGGAGUGCAAGACGCAGCUGCGCUUGAAGGAACACGAGGCAACCCACACGGGGGUGAUACUGUACCAGUGUCCGCACUGUCCGAGGACGUCCAAUUCGAGCUCCAAUAUGUACACGCACAAGAAGACGGCCCAUCCGGACAAGUGGGCAGAAGAGGUGUCGCAGCGAUUCUACACAAGAUAAGUUUUGCCUGAGCACGUGGAUCGCUGCUGAUGUGGAUGAUAUGGAAUACAAUUUAAUAUUAAUAAAUUAGUUAUACAGAAAA